GACUGGGUGGGGAGUGAAAAACACUAACUAGGUAAUAGAUAAGUAGUAACUUUGGUGAAGAGUAAGAGAGUACACAGUAGUGAGGAAGUCAGCACAACUCAACCAAGGCAAGGUCAUGGAAGCUCCAUAGACACAUCCAAACUCUCUGAGGGCCCAAAUUACUGGGCUGAGCAUUGGGAACCAUGGCGUUGGGGGAAAUCUAGCUCAACUGGCAUAACAUAGUUUAUAAAGAAAACAUUCUACAUCUUACUUUAGUGAGUAACGUCUGAGGUCUUAAAAGCUUGUGAGAGGCCAUCUAAGAUAGUUCGUUGGUCCCACCCUAUCUGAUUCACGGGAGAAUGAAGAAAAGCAAAGCAAAAGGGAAAGAUUAAUCCAAAGUAUGAAUAGAGCACAGCUACCACAGCCUCCAUCAGACUGAAUCCAGCGCAACUAGAUGGUGCCCAGCUACCACCGUCAACUGCUCUGACAGGGAUCAUUAUAGAGGAUCCCAGACAGAGAGAGACUGGAGAAACCCUGAGAAUAUGGCCCCCAGGUACCCUUUUAACUCAGUACUGAAGUCACUCCUGAGGUUCACCCUUCAGUCAAAGAUCAGACAUUCCCAUAAAACAAUAAUAUAUGUAGCUCAGCCAUGUAUAGGAGACUAAAUUGGCACAGUAGCCCAGGGCCAAUCAUGAGAAGGCAGGAGGGAACAGGAAAGUUGGACGAAUGGAAAUGGAGAACGCAAGGUCAAGAAGGGGAGAGUGCUGAUAUGUCAUGGGGUUGGCAGCCAAUGUCACAAAACAAUAUGUGUAUUAAUAGUUUAGUGAGAAAAUAAUUUGUUCUGUAAACCUUCAUUUAAAGCACAAUAAAAAAAGAAGAAAAAAAAGUUUUAAUCAAUUCAUAUGUCCAAGGAACACAUUUGUUUGCUUAUCUAACAGAAUAGUUGACAACAUAUUAUAAUUACUGAAACUAUUUGCAGAUUUGACAGUGUCACUCAAUUCAUGUAGUACAUUUCAGUACAUUUUAUUUAAUAAACCUCAUUUCAGGGCUGUUGAACUGCUUGGAAAGGAAGUUUCUAUUUAUUCUUUGAAUGUACUUAAAGUUAUGACUGUUUGUAUUUGUUUCCAUCAGCCAACAAGUGAAAAUAUGGAUCAGGAGAAUCAGACCAUGGUGACUGAAUUUUAUUUCUCUGAUUUCCCUCAGUUUGAGAACAGGGGCCUUUUAUUCUUCAUUCCUUUACUCUUUAUUUAUGUGUUCAUCAUUGUUGGAAAUUUUAUGAUCUUCUUUGCUGUCCGGCUGGAUACACGUCUCCACAAUCCCAUGUACAAUUUCAUCAGUGUCUUCUCCUUCCUGGAGAUUUGGUACACCACAGUGACCAUCCCCAAGAUGCUCUCCAACCUAGUCAGUGAGCAGAAGACCAUCUCCUUCAUUGGCUGCCUUCUGCAGAUGUAUUUCUUCCAUUCACUUGGGGUCACAGAAGGCCUCAUCUUGACAGUGAUGGCCAUUGAUAGGUAUGUUGCCAUCUGCAACCCACUCCGCUAUGCAGUCAUUAUGACCCCUCAGCUCUGCAUCCAGCUCUCCACUGGCUCUUGCAUCUUUGGCUUCCUUAUGUUACUGCCAGAGACUGUGUGGAUUUCCACCCUUCCCUUCUGUGGCCCCAACCAAAUCCAUCAACUCUUCUGUGACUUUGAACCUGUACUGCACUUGGCCUGUACAGACACGUCCAUGAUUCUGGUGGAGGAUGUGAUCCAUGCUAUUUCCAUCCUGACCUCUGUCUCCAUCAUCACUCUUUCCUAUUUAAGAAUCAUCACCGUGAUCCUGAAGAUACCCUCAGGUGAGAGCCGUCAGAAGGCAUUCUCCACUUGCUUGGCUCACAUUACUAUUUUCUUGCUGUUUUUUGGCAGUGUAACCCUCAUGUAUCUGCAUUUCUCUGUCACUUUCCCACCACUACUGGACAAGGCCAUUGCACUUAUGUUUGCUGUCCUUGCUCCACUUUUCAACCCUGUAAUCUAUAGUCUGAGGAACAGAGACAUGAAAGAUGCCAUCAAGAAAAUCCUCUGUUCUCAAAAGAUGUUCAACGUCCCUGGGAGUUAA
Loxodonta africana (African savanna elephant) is the source of this 2073-nucleotide messenger RNA. Its product is annotated as olfactory receptor 6K3-like. The transcript has a single exon. Bases 1084 to 2073 code for a protein of 329 amino acids. Gene Ontology annotation, biological process: G protein-coupled receptor signaling pathway. Gene Ontology annotation, cellular component: membrane. The record is from RefSeq and is a predicted model, not a curated record. NCBI's taxonomy places the organism in Eukaryota, Metazoa, Chordata, Mammalia, Proboscidea, Elephantidae. Gene Ontology annotation, molecular function: olfactory receptor activity; G protein-coupled receptor activity.